This is a messenger RNA of Triticum turgidum subsp. durum (durum wheat), 996 nucleotides long. The record is from the annotation of a GenBank genome assembly. NCBI's taxonomy places the organism in Eukaryota, Viridiplantae, Streptophyta, Magnoliopsida, Poales, Poaceae.
AUGCAGGGCGCCGGCGCCGCCGAGGGGAGGAGCAGGGGCUCGCCGUCGGCGAUGGACAAGCCCGAUGAGAGCGCCAAGAAGGCGCGGCUGGACCUGCCCGUCGGCCACUCCGUCAAGCAAGAGCUCGUCGUGCACGACGCGGCGGCCGGAGGAGGCGCCGUCGUCGCGGUGGCGCCGGAGCACAGCCCGAGGGCGGAGCUCGCGGUGAAGAUCGACAUGUGCGUGCUCCACUGCCCGCUCUGCACCCUCCCCUUCAAGCCCCCCGUCUUCCAGUGCAAGGGCGGCCACCUGGCCUGCGGCGGGUGCGCGGCCCAGCAGCCCUCCGGGCAGUGCGGGGCGUGCGCGGACGGCUGCGGCUUCUUCGACCCCUGCCCGGCGCUGGACGCCGUCGUCUCCUCCACCAGGGUCCAGUGCCCCAACGCCGGCUGCCACAGGUACGUCACCUACCACCAGGCCGAGGAGCACCGGAGCGCCUGCGCGCACGCGCCCUGCCGCUGCACGGAGCACGGCUGCGGCUUCGUCGGCGCGGCUUCGGACCUCGCCGCCCACCUCAGCGCCGCCCACUCCGUGCCGGUGCGCCCCAUCCACUACGGCAAGGUGAGCCGGUUCCAGGUGCCCGUGUCCACGCCGCGGCUGCUGCUCGUCGGCGACGACGACGGCCGCGUGUUCCUGCUCACCGUGGGCGCGCUCGGCGCCGCGGCCACCGCCGUCUCCGUGGUCUGCGCCAGGGGGAGCGCGGCCACCAAGCCGCGGUUCACGUGCAAGAUGUGGGUGAACCUGACCGCGUCGGCGGCCGCGAACGGCGGCAAGGCGGACAUCGUGCUGGUGGAGAUGCAGAUGAGGAGCAGCACCUCGCCCGGCGCCGUGGUCGCCGCCGGCGAGCCGACCUUCCUCGCGGUGCCGCCGGUGUACCUGGUCCCCGGAGCGGACGGGGGCGAUGCCAUGGAGGUGCCCCUCAACGUGCGCAUCGACAAGGCUCUGCCUUGGUCCGACUGA